Messenger RNA from Oncorhynchus gorbuscha (pink salmon), 1956 nucleotides. Its product is annotated as loricrin-like. Gene Ontology annotation, molecular function: structural molecule activity. NCBI's taxonomy places the organism in Eukaryota, Metazoa, Chordata, Actinopteri, Salmoniformes, Salmonidae. The record is from RefSeq and is a predicted model, not a curated record. The transcript is spliced from 6 exons. Bases 40 to 1956 code for a protein of 638 amino acids.
GGCCGUGGAGAAAACCGCAGACAGGCCGAGGCCUGGCACAUGAAACAGGUGGAGAUGAAGCAGGCAGAGUCGGCGGUGGUGAUGGAGACGACAACGACGACCACGCCGGAGAUGACAGAGUUACGGAACCGCUACCAGACCCUACAGAUGGAAUACCAGGGACUACGUAUGGGGAUGGCGAACCUAGAGGCCAGGCUGUUGGAGGUUCAGUCCCAGUUCCAGCAACGUCUGUCUGGGUAUAGUGGCAAGGUGAUGGGCCUGGAGGGAGAACUGACCUCCAUAAGGGCCCGCACCACUGAGCAGAGCCAGGACUACCAGAUCCUUCUGAACAUCAAGAGUCGUCUAGAGAUGGAGAUCCAGCAGUAUAAGCAUCUGCUGGAGGGAGCCGGCCUGGGAGGGGGCAUGGUCUCUGGAGGGUCUGACCUGGGAGGGGGCAUGUUGGUCUCUGGAGGGGCCGGGAGGUCGGCAGGUAAGGCUGUUGUGACCAGGACCACUGUGUUGGAGGUGAAAUCCUCGGGAGGAGGAGUGGGGACGGGAGGAAGCUCCAUGUUGAUGCAUUCCACUAGCUCCACCUCCAGCCGUUCUGGGGGCGGGGCAGCCAUGCUGUCAUCAGGUGGCGCCGCGAUGGUGUCCGGCAGGGGACCAGCCAUGAUGUCAUCAGGAAGCCCCGCAAUGGUGUCUGGCGGCGGAUCAGCCACGGCGCCAUCAGGAGGAGGCACGGCGCCAUCAGGAGGAGGCACGGCGCCAUCAGCAGGAGGCACGGCGCCAUCAGCAGGAGGCACGGCCCCAUCAGCAGGAGGCACGGCGCCAUCAGCAGGAGGCACGGCGCCAUCAGGAGGAGGCACGGCCCCAUCAGCAGGAGGCACGGCCCCAUCAGCAGGAGGCACGGCCCCAUCAGGAGGAGGCACGGCUCCAUCAGGAGGAGGCACGGCCCCAUCAGGAGGAGGCACGGCCCCAUCAGGAGGAGGCACGGCCCCAUCAGCAGGCGGCACGGCGCCAUCAGCAGGCGGCACGGCGCCAUCAGCAGGAGGCACGGCCCCAUCAGCAGGAGGCACGGCCCCAUCAGCAGGAGGCACGGCCCCAUCAGCAGGAGGCACGGCCCCAUCAGCAGGAGGCACGGCCCCAUCAGGAGGAGGCACGGCCCCAUCAGGAGGAGGCACGGCCCCAUCAGGAGGAGGCACGGCCCCAUCAGGAGGAGGCACGGCCCCAUCAGGAGGAGGCACGGCCCCAUCAGCAGGAGGCACGGCCCCAUCAGCAGGAGGCACGGCCCCAUCAGCGGGAGGCACGGCCCCAUCAGCAGGAGGCACGGCCCCAUCAGCAGGAGGCACGUACCCAUCAGCAGGAGGCACGGCCCCAUCAGCAGGAGGCACGGCCCCAUCAGCAGGAGGCACGGCCCCAUCAGCAGGAGGCACGACGCCAUCAGGAGGAGGCACGGCGCCAUCAGCAGGAGGCACGACCCCAUCAGCAGGAGGCACGGCGCCAUCAGGAGGAGGCACGGCGCCAUCAGCAGGAGGCACGGCGCCAUCAGCAGGAGGCACGGCGCCAUCAGGAGGAGGCACGGCGCCAUCAGGAGGAGGCCCGGCGCCAUCAGCCGGAGGCACGGCGCCAUCAGCAGGAGGCCCGGCGCCAUCAGCCGGAGGCCCGGCGCCAUCAGCAGGAGGCCCGGCGCCAUCAGCAGGAGGCACGGCGCCAUCAGCUGGAGGCACGCCCCAUCAGCAGGAGGCACGGCGCCAUCAGCAGGAGGCACGGCGCCAUCAGCAGGAGCGUCACAAUGGUGUCCGGAGGCUGAUAGUGUCCGGUGGGGGACCAGCUCUGAUGUCAGGAGGCGUCGCAAUGGUGUCCGGUGGGGGACCAGCUCUGAUGUCAUCAGGAGCGUCGCGAGAGUGUCCGGUGGGGGGACCAGCUCUGAUGUCAUCAGGAGGCGUCACAAUGGUGUCCGGUGGGGACCAGCUUUGA